GUUCGACUACAGGCUGCAGCUAAUAAACUACCCGUGAAUUAACUGCGACUCACCGGCCUGCUGAUCAUUUGUUACCCGCGGAGCAAGGGCGCUUACUCCAGCACCGUGCAGCUGACUCUGAAGAAGUUAGUGAGGAUGUCCAAUGACCUCGCUGGCGUGUGGGAGGUGGCACUGAGUGAUGGGGUCCAUAGGAUAGAGUUUGAACACGGCACGACCACCGGGAAGAGGGUCAUCUACAUUGAUGGAAAGGAGAUACUGAGACGAGACUGGAUGUUCAAACUUGUGGGGAAGGAGACUUUCACCGUGGGCAAGUCAGAUGCCAAAGCGACCAUCAACAUCGAUGCAGUGAGUGGUUUUGCCUACGAGUACACCUUGGAGAUCAACGGGAAGAGCCUGAAGAAGUACAUGGAGAACAGAUCAAAAGUCACCAGCACCUGGGUGCUCAACUUGGAUGGAAUAGACUGCCGGGUGGUCCUCGAGAAAGACACCAUGGAUGUUUGGUGUAAUGGACAAAACAUCGAGACAGCAGGGGAGUUUGUGGAAGACGGCACAGAGACACAUUUCUCUCUCGGUGACCACAACUGCUGCGUGAAGGCUGUGAGCAGUGGGAAGAGACGAGACGGGAUCAUUCACACGCUUCUUGUGGACGGCACAGAGAUAGCUGAAUGCACCGAGUGACUGCGGACGUGUAUGUGAGUGAGUGUGUGUGUUUUUACAUAUGUGUGAAAGCAGAGAUCUGGUUUGUAUGUGUGAUGCGAGGUAUCUGUGAAACAGGGGCUGUAGAGUAGCUGGACUCAGACUAAGAUAUGCCCUCUUACAUGUUGACGGCCAUGCUGUGAAGGGUACUUUAGCCAUAUAUUAAAGUGUCAUGUGAUUAAUGUAGUAACAGCCGAAGACUGGAUGAGUCUCAGCAGGUUUAGAUGAGAAGGCACAGCCAUUAUUUCAGUAACAAAAUGGGUUUAUCAUCUGGAAAUGUAACUCCACACUGGAAAACCUUUUGCAGUGGUAAACUGGAA
This is a messenger RNA of Scomber japonicus (chub mackerel), 1016 nucleotides long. RefSeq names its product Fas apoptotic inhibitory molecule a (gene faima). The record is from RefSeq and is a predicted model, not a curated record. NCBI's taxonomy places the organism in Eukaryota, Metazoa, Chordata, Actinopteri, Scombriformes, Scombridae. Bases 136 to 678 code for a protein of 180 amino acids. The transcript has 5 exons. Gene Ontology annotation, biological process: negative regulation of extrinsic apoptotic signaling pathway via death domain receptors; canonical NF-kappaB signal transduction; positive regulation of neurogenesis.